Messenger RNA from Verticillium dahliae VdLs.17, 1255 nucleotides. RefSeq lists its product as uncharacterized. The transcript is spliced from 2 exons. NCBI's taxonomy places the organism in Eukaryota, Fungi, Ascomycota, Sordariomycetes, Glomerellales, Plectosphaerellaceae. Bases 1 to 795 code for a protein of 264 amino acids. The record is from RefSeq and is a predicted model, not a curated record.
AUGGCUAGCAAGCCAAGCAAGAUGCUCGAUGCCAAUCUGGGCCAUGAGGGACGGCCACGCUCGCCCUCGGCAUCGUCCGACACCGGCCUGCCGCCGUACGCCGACACAGCGUCCACGAUCCAAGACGACAUGAUACCCCCCGAGACGCUGCUCCUCGCGGGCACCACGAUCCACAGCACCGCCUCCAUCACAUCACCACCCCUCUACGAGCUCUCCCUCGCCCUCGGCCACCUCACGCCAUCGCACCAAAAGGUCGAGCUCUCGCGCCUCGACUACCAUGUCCGCCGCGCCGCUUCCUCGGACGACCGGGGCCCCGAGAUCGCGGCGCGCAAGAAGCACAUGUACAACCUGUCGCGGCCGACGGCAGUCAUGCAGUCCAACUUCCCCUUCUACCUCGAGUCCGUCCGGCGCAGCAACCUCAGCCACGUCGGCUUCAAGAAGCGCCACAAGAUGGCCGGCUCGACCGAGUACCGCGCCCUGCGUGUGACGCGGCCCAACGGGGUGGCGGGCGAGCUCAAGGGCGGCGACGUGCUCUUCUCGGUCAAGGCGACGGCGGCGGGCCGGUGGGAGUGGCGCGAGGGCGACAAGGGCGGGCCGCUGCUGGCGUACGACACGUACGAGGACGGCAUCGUGCGGCUGCAGAUUGUCGAGCCCAUGGCGCAGAGUCGCCGGGACGCGCUCGUGGGGACGUGGUGUCUGCGGGUUUGGUGGGACAUUGUGGCGAGCAAGGAGCCGCUGUUGACGUGGGAGCAGGUCAAACCCCUCUUCGAACCGGGAUUUCGGCAAUUCGACUGACGGUGCUGUGCUUGUGUAGGACCACAGGGAAAGAUGCCUACAGGUCAGCGUGUGAUGGCUAGACAUGCUUGAUUACCUAGGUACCUACCUAGGUAGUUGAGUUUGUUCUCCUGCAUUUUGUCCACUUGAUGAAGGGCCGAUAGAUGAUUUUUGGACAAAGGGUCGAGGCCGGGAGUUAGAAGGAGCAAAGUGCAUCAUUCAUCUUGCCAUUGCCUCGCGAUGCCCUCAAUGACGAUGAUGGUCCCUCGGGGUGCUACUGCCAGCAGCUUGACGAACGGCAGGCGCACCCAGAUCAGUCCCUUGCGGGGCAGGAGCCGAUGACGGUAGCCCCACAAAACGUCACUACCACGGAUUUUCACUCUUGCUCCCAUCGGGUUCGCUUCGCUUCGCUUCACUUCAGCUCGGCUUGCAUCAGACUCAUCUAUCUAUUGCCUCAAUCUUCAAUUCACUCACAAUUUUG